Molecule: messenger RNA, 519 nt
Organism: Colius striatus (speckled mousebird)
Lineage: Eukaryota; Metazoa; Chordata; Aves; Coliiformes; Coliidae
Product: protein shisa-like-1a
Exons: 3
Coding region: 1-519 (172 amino acids)
Source: RefSeq, a predicted model, not a curated record
AUGCCGGGGCUGAUCCCGCUGCAGCACAUCUGUGGGGCCGGCUGGGCAUGGGGUGCAGCCCAGCGCCCGCAGCCUCAGCGGGGCCGAGCCCCGGCGCUCGCCCAGCGCCUGUUUCCCGCCGCAGGGCCGGUGCCGAACCCGCACCUCUGCGAGGGCUACGCGGGCGCCGACGGCCGCUACCACCCCGGCUUCUCCUGCCCGCGGCUGACAGACCCCGACAGCCACCGCUACUGCUGCCGGCCCGGCCCACUCAAGUCCUGCUGCUCACAGCUGGCCCUGGAGGCUCUCACCGGGGUCAACCUCUCCAGUCUGGCCGGGCCCGGCCUCCUCCGGAACCCGCUGGCCCUGCCCUUCGUGGGGCUCUACGGGCUGCUCAUCGUGCUCCUCAUGGCCCUCGACCUCUUCCACUUCUACCGGACGCGCCGCCGCCGCAUCAGCCGCCGCCUGCUUCCCUGCGCCCGCCGCCCGCCCCGCACCCGCGGGGGGCCCCCGCCGCCGGCCCCCGGCCGGGCCUGCUGA